Molecule: messenger RNA, 6118 nt
Organism: Daldinia vernicosa
Lineage: Eukaryota; Fungi; Ascomycota; Sordariomycetes; Xylariales; Hypoxylaceae
Exons: 4
Coding region: 132-6110 (1992 amino acids)
Biological process (GO): amino acid activation for nonribosomal peptide biosynthetic process; secondary metabolite biosynthetic process
Cellular component (GO): cytoplasm
Molecular function (GO): catalytic activity; phosphopantetheine binding
Source: RefSeq, a predicted model, not a curated record
CCCGAGUUUGUUGGGUACGAUAGAUAAACAGUCUGGCCUGCUAUGGAGGGCCGCAGCGGCAAUUGCACGACAUCGCCGUUCUUUGUAGUCCUGCGAGCUGUUGACAAUCUUCCCGUUGACAAUAACAAUGGAUGGUAGUUGUUCCCGUCGCCGCAGAGAAUUCCUCAUUCUGCGUCGUCGACUGGACUCGGGAAGGGACUUAUUCGGUAACCAUCAACCCACUGGAGCCGAGAUAUUACUUCUCUCACGAUAAAACUUAUCUGUUAGUCGGCUUGACGGGGGAUCUUGGACAAUCCCUUUGCCGCUGGAUGAUUCUUAAUGGCGCUCGGAACAUGGUAUUGACAAGCCGGCAUGCUAACAUAGGCCGGGUAUGGCUCGAAGAGAUGCAGAGCAUGGGUGCUAAUAUCAAAGUCUUUCAAAUGGAUGUCGCGAGCAAACAAGCGUUGUUAUCCGUCUGCUCCGAAAUCUCCAGCCAGAUGCCUCCUAUCGCUGGAGUGGUUAAUGGAGCAAUGGUUCUUUCCGACUCAAUAUUCGUUGACAUGACCUUCAGCUCGCUAACCGAUGUUUUAAGACCAAAAGUCGACGGGACGAUAAACCUUGAUGAGCUCUUUCGGGAUAAAAACCUCGACUUUUUCAUCUUGCUCUCGUCUGUCUCUGCUGCUGCCGGGUACCGCGGCCAGUUCAACUAUGCCGCCGCCAAUAUGUUUAUGGCGGGUAUUGCUACCCAGAGAAGACGCCGAGGCUUUGCAGCAUCGGUACUCGACAUUGGCAUGCUUACAGAGGUCGGCUAUGUUUCUCGUGCUGGCCCGGCCCUGGAGGAGUACCUACGCAGAAUGAAUCACUGCUUACCGAUUACCGAACCAGACUUUCACGCCAUGUUUCUCGAGGCUAUCCAAGCGGGACGCCCCAACCCUGGGCAUCAGCCAGAAAUCAUCACAGGUCUGGAAAGCGUUCUAGGUUCUAUUAAUGCAGAUAACAGACCAACGUGGUAUUACAAUCCAAGGUUCUCACAUUUCAUCCUCGAAGAGGAUGACAUAUUGGAGCAGCAGGGCGGAGCUGAUGUUGUGCACGUGGGCAAACAGCUUGCCAACGCUGCAAAUUCAGCAGAUGCUGCCAGAAUACUUCAAGAAGGAUUUUCCUCAAGACUAGCCAGUAUCUUACAGCUGAGCACCGACAAUAUCGACGAACACGCCUCCCUGGUUCACCUAGGAGUUGACUCACUAAUCGCUAUUGAGAUCAGAUCGUGGUUUAUCAUGGAGGUUAAGGUCGAUGUACCAGUUCUGAAACUACUAAGUGGCGACACAAUCACCGAACUAUGUCGUUUUGUUAUUGCAAGCCUCUCUACUCCUGACCCGGGAAACGCCAGUAAGUUCAACUUCCGAACAGCGAUGGCUCGAUACCAAAAGCUAAGUCUUCAAAAAGAUGUCCGCCCUAUGAGUUCCAUCGAUGACAACCAUGUUACGGAUCAUACCGCUUCCCAAGACAACUCGACGACUGACCUGUCUCUCCACUCGGCGCUCUUGACGAGCCGACCGCAAUCCGAAGAUUAUUCGAAUGAAAACGUAGAGGAUGCGAAAGGUCGUCCUGGUGGCGAAGGCGGUGAAGACAUAGUACUCGGAAUGAAGCAAGAUGGGAAGCUCCAGAAAGAAAUCGCAGAGGCAACGCAUCUGCGUCCAGUUUCACUCCCUGUGCAGCGUAUCACUCAAGAUUCAGUCCAGGGGGAUGAUGACUACGUCGUCUCCGCCCAACUCUCCGCUGGGCCUCGGGUCUUGACGGUAUCAGAUUCUCCAGGAGAUGCUGCUUGCCCACCAUCGCCGUCGCCAGCUCCGCUGCAUUCAGACCUUUCCCCGCAAGAAGCAUCUUCGAAUUUUGAGAGGAUAGAGCACAUGUCCUUCGCCCAAUCUAGGUUCUGGUUCAUGAGGACCUAUAGCCCCUUAGACAUACCGCGGUUCAAGAAAGCCUUCCAAACCACUGUGUCCCACCACCAACCAUUUCGAACAUGCUUUUUCACGCAGACUGAAACGGGGAGCGGCAUGCAAGGCAUCCUUAGAGAGUCUCCAGUAGUUCUGGAACACAGGCAGAUAUCCAGCGAUGCCGACGCACAAGAGGAAUUUGAUAGCAUGAGAAACUCCGUGUUCGACUUGGAAAAGGGGGAUGUGUUCCGUGCUACGCUUUUAUCUCAGACGCCAUCUUGGAGCAUGGUCGUAUUUGGCUAUCAUCAUAUCAUUAUGGACGGAUUGAGCUUUUCCUUGUUCCUUCAAGACUUGGACACAGCUUACCGAAUGAUACCCUUGAUACCGCGAACCGUCCAAUACGUGGACUUUGCCAUGGAUCAGAGGCUUCAGAUUGAGAGGGGAGGGCUGGCGGAUGACCUAGCGUUCUGGAGGGACGAGUUCUCUACCUUACCAAGCCCUUUGCCUCUCUUACCCUUCUCUCGCGUCCGCUCACGCUGUGCCUCCGAAACCUACGGCGUAUACACAACUAAUUCGCGGAUCUCCGAGCAGCUUGCAGUGAAAAUUAAGCAGCUGAGUAGGCAGCUUCAUAUAACCCCUUUUCACGUACAUCUCGUCGCGAUACAAACGUUACUCUUUAGCUUUAUAGACGCCGAUGACCUCUGUAUUGGCAUACUCGACGCGAAUAGGACGGACGGGAAGUAUCUCGAUGCACUUGGUCUCUUCUUGAACCUCCUUCCUCUGCGCCUCUACCGCGGAAAUUCGGCGCAAACCUUUGAAGCAACUGCCCAGACCAUCGCUCGCAAGGUAUACGCGGCGCUGGCCCAUUCAAGACUACCAUUCGACGUCUUGUUAGAAGACCUGAACAUAACGAGGUCGCUAACUCACACUCCUCUAUUCCAAGUCCUGGUGAACUAUCGCAUGGGGGCGCUUCGGCAGACAUCCCUCGGUGAUUGUGAGCUGCGACAUCGAGCAGUAAACGAAGUCAGAUAUUCCUAUGACCUCCAUUUUACGAUUACAGAGCCUACGCAGGACAGCUGUUUCCUAUCCCUUACGGUGCGGGACGAUUUGUACACCAGCGAUGCUUGCAACUUGCUAGUCCAGAGUUAUAUCCAUCUACUGGAUCAAAUCUGCCACAACCCACAACAGUGCUUGGAUGACUCCAGUCCUUUCAGCCCCUCCGAUGCACUAUUGGAAGUGCAAGUAGGUAGGAGCCGACAGAAGCGAUUUGAGUUCCCAGAAACCAUCACUCGCUGUGUGGAAGUAACGGCACAAAGCAGUCCUAGUGAUAUCGCCGUUAAAGACGGCUAUGGAAAUGUCUAUACAUAUGCUCAGCUUGCCAAUCGGAGCAAUGCUAUCGCCACUGAUCUCUCGGCCGCGGGGAUGGCCAUUGGUACCUAUGUAGCGGUUCUCCUCGAGCCCUCGAGCGACGCCAUGGCCGCAAUACUAGCAAUACUGCGGCUAGGUGCUAUAUAUGUACCACUUGAUGUUCAAAAUCCGCCAGCCCGUCUAGCCUUCAUGGUUGAAGACUUUCGUCCGCCUCUGAUCCUUUGCCAGGCGAAUACGCUGAAAACAGCGCUAUCGCUGAGUGGGCACCAAACGAAAGCACUCAACUUGUUCUCCCUGGGUGGAGGUGACUAUCUGGCGACAGCAGCUUGCUCUCGAGCGGACAUACCCGCCGUCGCAAUCUAUACUAGUGGCUCCACUGGUAUUCCCAAGGGAGUACUGCUAUCGCAAGCCAAUAUUAUGAAUAGCACGUACGGGCUCAUGGAAAAUAAUGAGGUUCGCCCAAAGGAGAUAGUGCUACAGCAGAGCUCCCUGGGAUUUGAUGUUUCACUGUACCAGAUAUUCAUUGCCUUUGCAAAGGGCGGAACACUGGUCGUCGUGCCUCAGUCGAUCAAAGGACAUUCAGUUGAAAUAUCGAAAUUAAUGGCUUCCGAAAACAUCACCCUCACAUUGGCCACUCCCUCUGAGUAUUCUACCCUACUGUGCUAUGGGAGCCGCUAUCUGAAGAAAUGCUCUCGCUGGAGGCUUGCCUGUUCUGCAGGAGAGAACAUGACGUCUCAGCUCAAGCACGACUUCCACCGGUUAGGUUUACCGGGCGUCACUCUUACCAAUUGCCAGUCUAACUCAGUCGAAGAGUAUCCUUCAAUAGGGCGGCCAUUACUGAAUGUGUCUAUCUUUAUUGUUGACGAUUGCCUGAGGCCCGUUCCCGUUGGGUUUCCAGGGGAAAUCUGCAUCGCGGGGCCCACCGUGACUCUUGGAUACAUUAAUGACGAUAGACUUACCGGAGAGAAGUUCGUCUCCAAUCCCUUCGCUUUCACCGAAGACAAAACAAAUGACUGGGUCCGGAUGUACCGAAGCGGGGAUAGAGGUCGUCUUCUUGCCGACGGAUCCAUUAUAUUCCUCGGCCGCUCAGCUUCUGACACGCAGAUCAAGUUUAGGGGCUUCCGUAUUGAUCUCGACGAUGUAGCAAACACCAUUCUUCGUACAGCGCAAGGGUUCUUAGUUGAUGCAAUGGUAACUACCAGGGGUGAUCCUCCCUUCCUCAUCGCCUUUGUUGUCUUUUCUCUGGAUUCCUCGCCUAGCGAUACCAUAGGAUACCUGAAGCAACUAUCCUCAGAACUGCCCCUACCACUAUACAUGUCUCCGGCCAUGAUGAUUCCACUACACCAUCUUCCUACUACUAUCAACGGAAAGAGGGAUAGGAAAGCCCUUGAUUCUAUCCCACUCCCGGCGCCUAGCGAAUCAGAACAGCGAGUUCCCCUAUCAGCGACAGAGUUGCGGCUCAAAAGUCUAUGGAUGGAAUCACUCCCGGACGUGAUCGAUGUAUCGCACGUUGGAAGGGACACUGGCUUUUUUCACGUCGGGGGUAGUUCAAUACUUCUCAUGAAACUUCAAGUACUUGUUCGAGAAAACUUUGGUGUUGAAAUUCCUCUGGUAGACAUGUUUCUACAGAAUACACUCAGCAGUAUGGCAUCAAGAAUCGAUUCGCAGUGUACGCAAGACAAAGUCCGGGAGGAUGAUGAAGAGAAGGGCUCGCCACUUUCAACCGAGCAGGAAAACGUUAAUUACUCCGAUUCUGCUCUCAACCUAUCGAAAAUUCUCGUAGACUGGGAUAGUGAGACCGAUAUAUCCGCGAAGCUGCCAGAAACAUUAGAACAAGUCGUGGCGCCACAAUCACGGUCCAAGGGUAAAGUGAUGCUAUUGACAGGAUCGACGGGAUUUCUAGGGGGUGCUAUCCUGCGUAGAUUGGUACGGGACAGCUCCAUCUCCGUAGUGCACUGCAUCGGCGUACCGAAGAUAGACGCGUUCAAGCCAACAACAGAUUUACCCGAGUACGCCAAAGUACGGACGUACGUAGGCAACCUCGCCAUGCCGACUCUGGGCCUGCUCGAAGCCGAAGCCGGGGCAUUAUCACGCGAAGUCGAUGUUAUUAUUCAUGCUGGCGGCGAAGGGUCCUUUCUGAAUUCCUACGAAUCGCUCCGCCCGCAAACACUGGGCGCGACGAAAUACCUUGCCCGUCUAGCGCUACCACGCAAGAUUCCAAUUCAUUUCGUAUCCACUAAUCGCGUCAUUCUGUUUACUGGCCAGACGACCGCUGGUGAAAUCUCGGUCUCGCGCUUUUACCCCCCAGUGGAUGGAUCAGAUGGCUUGAUGGCAGCGAAGUGGGCGUGCGAGCGAUAUCUUGAGGCCCUAGCAGAGCAGUUUGGGCUCCCAGUAAGGGUUUAUCGGGCAUGCUCAGUAGUCGGUGAAGGGGCACCGCCGACGGAAAUAGCAAAUACGCUUUUGAAGUAUAGCAAAACGCUAAAGGCCAUUCCGACCCUGGAGAAGGUCGAGGGUUUUGUCGACUACGCACCAGUAGGGGACGUUGCCGAUAGCAUUUUUCUCCAUGUCAUGGUCACACCACAACUUUCGGACGAAGGGAAGUGGGUGAGGUUUAUUCAUCACCCUAGCGGACAGAGGAUCGCCUGGCGGAAGCUAAGGCAGCACUUUGAAGACCAAGAGGGCGACGCUAUAGAGGAAUUGUCAUUAACGGAGUGGAUAUAUCGGGCGAAGCCUCUGGGGAUCUCGAAAUUUGUUAUUGCUUUCUUAGACGCUCUAAAGAGCCGAAGAGACCCUGUCUACUUCCCACUACUCUUAAAGACUCGGCAGUAGAGUUUAGC